AUGAUCGCACUAGCUAGAAACAGAUACCCAUUAGUGUUUGUGAUAUUACUAAGUCUCGUGUCGGCCAACAGUGAGUAUGGGUCGUAUAGAAACCCAAAUCCCUUGCCUCAAGAUGUUUGCGAGUCGAAGGAUCUUAUCAAAUUAAACUCAUGCUCGAAUGAAAUGUUAGGUCGUCUCCAACAAUGCAAAGCAAACGACAGGGCAUGUGAAUGUUGUGCGUUGCAGAGCUUAAAACCAACCUGCUUCGAACUUUGCCCCGGCAGUCCUGCUAGCAACCUUCUUUCAGUCAUCAUUGACGAUUGUGCCGAAUUGGGUGAGGUCAAUGCCUGUGAUUUGCCUUUCAUGAGAAGUGAAUCCAGCUACUUGAAUACAGAGGAACCCAGUGAUGACUUAUAUUAUUCGAAGUAUACUCGAGAAUUAAUGGCUGCAAAUGAGAAAGAUGUGACCGAGUCCACGAGUAACGCGACUAUCAAUGAUAUUGGCAACUUCACGGAUAUCGGCCACGCGGAUGUGGAAGAAAUCCCACUAUUACUUAACGUGUCGAAUCUGUCCAGUCAUACUGGUAAGUUUUAUUUUUUAAUUUUUCAUUUUUUCAAAAUUUUACUAAUUCGCAGUUUUUACAAGUGA
This is a messenger RNA of Meyerozyma guilliermondii ATCC 6260, 627 nucleotides long. RefSeq names its product Pga43p (gene PGA43). The transcript has a single exon. Bases 1 to 627 code for a protein of 208 amino acids. Lineage: Eukaryota; Fungi; Ascomycota; Pichiomycetes; Serinales; Debaryomycetaceae. The record is from RefSeq and is a predicted model, not a curated record.